UCGGAGGAGGGAAGUCGGCAGUCCUCGGGCCAGCAGCGGGAAGAAGAGAGCGUCCCCUAUACAAAGGUAUCCAGGGAAGCUCCCGGUGCAAGGUAGACAGACCAUUCAUCCCAGAGUUGAAUAUCUCUCCCUCACUCUCUCCUCUAGCGGCAGAGGCAGGGGAAAGAGCAGUCCUCCAAGCACUGUGGUGGGUAUCUAUGGUGGAGAAACAGUCAAUGGAGUUGCUCAUUUCUCCUCCUAGAAAGGGAUAACGGUGGUGAACCCCAAACCAGAUCGUGACUUACGGAGAGCUAGACCUCUGGAGCUCCAGAAACUGGACAGGAUCCACAGAGUAAGGCACAUCACCUCAUGUGACAGUGAGAGAGCGUGUGUGUUCUCUUGCAGUUCUGGCCAAUACUAAAGUCCUCAGCACAGUACGACAACCCAGUGGAGAAGGUUUCAGGUAUUAUAGCAAGAGAGAGACGGGGAGCAAAUGCACUUUUCUGAUACGAGUAUUAUGGAAAAUGAAAGUUUUGGACAUUUUCACUUGCAAAUGUCCAAACUGUUUACUAAUGAGGUGCAUGUAUGCCUGCCAUUGACAUCUUCUUGUUGUGUAUUUCAGAUGGUCUGGAGUACAGAGACCUGCUGGGAAUGUGUACCCGAUACCAGAGCCAUCUUCGGGACACUGCCGCUGUCGUGGCUGUUGAGCAGAGAGCACUGGCAAGUCGACUGAAGGAUCUGGAAAUGUUCUCGGCUGGCAUUGCGCAACAGUUGAUCCGCAGACAAGAAAGAAUGCAGAGAGCACUCGUGCAACUCGAGAAAGUGAAAGAAGUGACCAACACACUGGAGGAGAUUGAGUCCAGUAUAGAGCAGACGCUGCCGCUGCUACAGAGACUGAACCAGCUGCUGCCUGACAGUGACAGACUGGAGCCUUUUCAUCUGAAGGAGAUCGAGGAGGGAGAGGGAGAGAGAGAGGGCCAGACUGUUGACGAUGGUGUAGUGUCCAUUGAUCAUACGUGACUGUGGAAAAGUUUGCGCACGCGCAAAACUGGAGCAGUUUUAGCGG
Geodia barretti is the source of this 1045-nucleotide messenger RNA. Lineage: Eukaryota; Metazoa; Porifera; Demospongiae; Tetractinellida; Geodiidae. The record is from the annotation of a GenBank genome assembly.